CCUUUGGUGUAACGUUGCCCUAGCAGAGGUCGCGCACAAAAGAAGGGUCUUCUAUCUAGGUUUUCUAUUCCAUUGUACGUCAAAGCUCUUUCUUAUUUCCAGAUGCAACAACGGCUUCUACUUCCCUUUUUGUGCAUCAACGUGAAUAAUGGCGACAUAUGCUACAAUGAAGCCCACAAAGCUCAGCUUGGAGGAGCCUCGGGACCAGAUCCACAAGUAAGGUUCACUCUUUCCUCCUUGCACGUCAAAAACCUCAAGAAAGUUUGUGCGGACUUGGUUCAUGGUGCAAAGGGCAAGCGGCUCAGUGUUAAGGGACCUGUCAGGAUGCCCACUAAGGCUCUUCAUAUCACUUCCAGGAAGUCCCUUUGUGGUGAAGGUACCAACACAUAGGACAGAUUUGAACUUCGUGUGCACAAGAGAGUGAUUGACCUCUACAGUUAAGUUUUACCAUACCCCCCUACAACUCCUCUCCCUCCC
Glycine soja is the source of this 477-nucleotide messenger RNA. RefSeq names its product 40S ribosomal protein S20-like. Gene Ontology annotation, biological process: translation. NCBI's taxonomy places the organism in Eukaryota, Viridiplantae, Streptophyta, Magnoliopsida, Fabales, Fabaceae. The coding region runs from base 103 to 390 and encodes 95 amino acids. The record is from RefSeq and is a predicted model, not a curated record. The transcript is spliced from 3 exons. Gene Ontology annotation, molecular function: RNA binding; structural constituent of ribosome. Gene Ontology annotation, cellular component: cytosolic small ribosomal subunit; ribosome.